Insectozyma verbasci is the source of this 1773-nucleotide messenger RNA. The record is from the annotation of a GenBank genome assembly. Lineage: Eukaryota; Fungi; Ascomycota; Pichiomycetes; Serinales; Debaryomycetaceae.
AUGAAUGAUAGUAUUUCUAAAGAGAAUGAUAUUACAAUAUUAACUCAAUCAACUAAUAAAUUUGCAUCACCUAAAAAAAUGACUACAAAUUCAACAAUUAUAAAUUCACAAUCUCUAUAUAAUCAAGAAGAAUUUAAAUCACUAGAAAGGAACUUUGCAGAUAUAGUUUUAAUUAAUAAAUCAUUAAAGAAUGAGAUAGUGAGAUUAGAACAUGAAUUAAGUUUAAAAAUCUCUCAAAUUGAAAUGAAUAGAGAUAAAUUACAAUUUUAUGAACAAACUAUCAAAGGAAUAGAAGAGGAAAAUCUACAAAGGGAGGAAUUAUUGAAAAAAGAGAUAAUUUCUUAUAAAUCACUAGUGAAAUCAUUAGAAAAUGAAAUAAUCAGUCUAAAUUCAAUUAAGCCUGAACCCACGGAACACUACCACGAGUUAUAUGUCAAAUAUGAAAAAUUACUACGAGAUUAUAAAAUACUCACAAAUCAAUUUGAAUUGGAAAAGAAUCAAAAAUUGAUAUAUUUAGAUCAACUUGAAUUCCUAAGCCUGAAAAAUGAAGAAUUGAUAAAAGAAAAAGAAAGUAAUACGAGCGGUGAAUCUUCAGCUGCUGAUUUUAUAACUGAAAUAACUCAUGCUACAAAUCACACGAUGAAUGAAUUAACAGAUGAAGAGGAUUCAUUUGAUUUAUUAGAUCAAUCAUCACCAAUUAAACAAACUCCAAAUUUCCAAUUCCCACCUUCUCCUGAUCCGGAAUCAAGAGAUAAACGACAAUCACUCCCUACUCAAUUAAAAAGAAUGAGUCUAGUAGAUAAUGAAUUUGUAUUAAGUCCUUUUAAAUUAACUCCGACUCAAGAACAAGAAGAUAAAUUUAAUAAUUCGAAUUCAACUAUAAAACGUUAUUCAUCAUCAAAACCAACGCAUUCAAGAUAUAAUUCUCAUGAUAUAAUUCCAAUAAAAGUUGAAUUUGAAAAAGAAAAUGGGAAAAGAAGUGUAUCAAAUAAAGAAGAUUAUAGAAAUGAGACUCUUUUUGCAUUGAAUGGAUAUGAAGAAGAUCCAGAUUAUUCUAGAAAUUUUUCAAUUGAAACAACUGGUAAUUCAAAUAGAUCUUCUGGAAUUUAUGAUAAAUCAACACGACAAGAGAUUACAAAAUUGAAAUUUGAAUUACAGAGUUUAAAACUUCAUAAUGAGAAAUUAUUAUCAUAUAUUGGAUUUGAAUUACAAAAACAGAAAAAGAACAUAAAGAGAUUAACUAAAAAACAAUCAGAGAUAAGUUUGGGAAGUAAGGUUGAGUAUUCCGAUGCUAAAUUGAUUGCAAAUUCAAAAGAUAUGUUAAUUAAUAAAAAAAGAGUGUUACGUUCUGUUAGUAUCAAUACGAUACUAGAUAAGAAAAAUAUAAAUUCAAUUGGAUUAAGACAUGACAACUAUGAUGGAGAUGAUGAGGAAAUAUCAUCAGAUGAUAAAAUGAUUAAAAAAUAUGCAUCACAAGUAUUUAGAAAGCAUAAUUUUGAUAAUGAUUCAGAUUUUGAAGAUUGGGCGGAAGAAGAAAUUGAAGAUAUUGAAGAAGAAGAGGAAAUUGAAUCUAGUAGUUCUAGUUCUGAGGAAGAGCUCGGUGUUUUCAAUCAUUUGAAACAUAUAGUAAUGGGUAAAAAAGAAAAGAAGAGAAAACUUUCUGAUGAAUUAGUUGAUGAUGGUUUAAAGUUUAAGUUUUUGACUAUUGCUUUAGGUAUAAUUAUUAUUUCAUUUAGGUUGACUCCUCAUGCAAUAACGAAUACGAAUAAUUAA